Argiope bruennichi is the source of this 9461-nucleotide messenger RNA. RefSeq lists its product as uncharacterized. Gene Ontology annotation, cellular component: cytoplasm. Gene Ontology annotation, biological process: proteolysis; peptide catabolic process. Gene Ontology annotation, molecular function: metalloaminopeptidase activity; zinc ion binding; peptide binding. The transcript has 56 exons. The record is from RefSeq and is a predicted model, not a curated record. Bases 1300 to 9438 code for a protein of 2712 amino acids. NCBI's taxonomy places the organism in Eukaryota, Metazoa, Arthropoda, Arachnida, Araneae, Araneidae.
GUUAGGUGGUCCCGCCGCGCGUUUUCGGAUCGGUUUGUCGAGCUGCGGGGUCAUCAGGCUGCUUGCGCAGGCACUCGCUAAUCUUGCGAUUCUGUGGAAUUCGAAAGUGCGGAAAUACAGGGAAUUUUCGUACUUUCAGAAUCAUCAAAUGAUAUUAUGAAUGAUAUUUUACAGCAAACAAAAAAAUUGCUUUUAGAAGGAAAAUAGCUGUUUUUAUAGACAGAAAAUGUUUGCUGUGCUUAAUUUAUAAGAUGAAUGUGAUUUUAUUUAAAUUAGGUGAGUGCAAUUGAAAGCUUUUUCAGUGCUUAACCGGAUAAUAACCAUUUCUGCAUUAUAAUCUGUGUUGAUUCUUUCAUCCUGAAUCUAUAGAAAUCGAAAGAAGGAUUGCUGAUCAGAAUGAACGAGUGACAUUUUUUAAUGAUCAAAACAACUGCUUUCAGAAAAAAAAAAAAGAAGUUUUUAUUACGUUUUAUUUGUCAGUCGUGACUGAAGUAAUUCGAAGUUAAUGAGUGCAAUAACUGUGUUCAAUUGAUGUUCCGACUUUGUAUUCUUUGUUCAUUUUGUUUUGGUGCUGAAAUUUUCAGAAAUUAUCAGAUCGAAUUAUCAUUGUUGAAUCACAUAUAUUAUUUUAUAUGAAAACUUAUUUCAUAGCAUUCCAAUUUUUUUUCUGCAAAAACGAUCAUAUUGUUGUUUUUCACCCAGAAUAUCAGUUUGCUCAAAAUUUGUUUACAGAUUUGUUUAUUAUUAUAUAAAAACUUGUGUGAAGAAAUUUCCAGUUGCGUUUUACCGAAAAUCAGCAUAUGAUCGGCCAAAAAUUUGUUUAGAUAUUUUAAAUUCAUUAAUGGGAAAUUCGCAAUUGCGCGUUUUAUUUUAUCGUCGAGCCUUAAUCGUCGAUUGCUAUGAAAUGUUUAUCAAUUGAUAAUAGAGAUAUAUUUUAGUAUAUUUUAAUAUAUUUGAGUUAUUUAUUAUGGUAUUUUCGACUUUUUCAAGCUUCAUGAAAUUGCCGGUAACCACGAAAAAAAGCGUUCUGAAAAACGGUUGUUGACCAUGGAAUGUUGCUGGUAUUAUGGAAUAUUUUUCUAUUUGUUUUCUGAAUUCAAAAUCCUUGAAGUGAAGAGCUUUUCCUUAACAUCUAUAAUAACAGCCGCUUUUAGAAAAGAAAGAAAAACAUUUUUUAUUUUUAAAAAUUUUGAAUUAGUUUUUUAAACUCAUCAAUUAAAAUAUCUACGUUAACUUAUAAACACAUAAUAAGUGGAUAAUAAUUGUCUCUACUGACACAGGAGACCUCUAUUAAGCAGGAUGGCCAAAAUACUUGUGACCCAACCCUCCUGUGUCUUCGCCGUCAUCAUUUUCGUUCUGUUGAUCUUCAGUGUGGGGUUGCUUGUCUUCGUUCUGAAAGGGCAAUUGCAUCAUGAGACGUCUUUGGAAGAAGCCGUUGUCGGUCACAAGACAUCUUCCAAGGGUCCUGCCAGCAACACAGCAAGUCUUCCCAUGAUAUCCAGCCCUCUGCCGGAGAGUCAGGCUGAUUCUGCCGGAUACACUCUCCAGCCAGAAGAGAGCCCGUGGCUGGAAUUUCGCCUUUCGAAAUCUGUCAUUCCCUUGCACUACGACCUGUUGCUUCACCCUGAUCUGGACACAGAUACCUUUUCUGGCACCGUGGAAAUCACGACCAACGUCACCCAGGAGACGAGACACUUCAUCGUACAUGCAUACAAGCUGAGUGUCCGGAAUGUCCGAGUGGUGGAUGUUCGAUCAGACAAAGAGGUGGCGUUGGUGAAACAGUUUGUGUACAGUCCCCACGAGUAUUUCGUAGUGGCAACAGAGGAGAAAGUGAAGGCGGGCACAUACAGGCUCAAGUACGAAUUUGCAGGUACUCUCAAUGGAACGAUUAUUGGAUUUUACAAGAGCAGGUACAAGAAUGUACGGAAUGAGACCAGGUAUCUGGCCACUUCCAAGUUCCAGCCAACUUAUGCCCGGCGCGCCUUCCCCUGCUUCGAUGAGCCUUCCUUCAAGGCCACCUUCUCCGUCGCACUAGUGCAUAACGAGGGGCACGUGGCCCUUUCCAAUAUGCCGGUGGAGUUAACGGACAGGUACGCAUCUGAUCCACGUUUAAUGGUUACCAAGUUCCAGAAAUCUGUCCCUAUGGUAACUUACCUCGUUUGUUUCAUCGUCAGCGAUUUUCAGUUUCAAGGAACUACAACAUCCUCGGGAAAACCGUUCCGUGUGUACACGACCCCCGACCAGGUGAACCUGACCACAUACGCUCUUCACUUCGGAUCAAGGGUCCUUGAGUACUUCGAGAGGUAUUUCAACAUCGGCUACCCUCUACCCAAGCAAGACAUGGUGGGCAUCCCGGACUUCUCCUCCGGCGCCAUGGAGCACUGGGGCGUCAUCACCUUCAGAGAGACCAACCUGCUCUACGACCCGCACAACGCAAGCCCGCAGAACUUGCAGAGGAUCUCCUCCGUUAUCUCACACGAGAUGACACACAUGUGGUUUGGCAACCUGGUGACCAUGUCGUGGUGGGACGAUCUCUGGCUGAACGAAGGAUUUGCUAGCUACGUCGAGUACAAGGGAGUGGACGAGCAGCAUCCGCAGUGGGAUACGCUCUCUCAGUUCGUGACGGAGGAACUGCAACCUGUGAUGAAUCUGGACUCGACUCUCAGCUCUCACCCGAUUGUGCAGCCCGUCCUGCAUCCGGACGAGAUCACGGAGAUCUUCGAUGACAUCUCCUACGGAAAGGGAGCUUCAGUUCUACGAAUGUUGGAAUUUUUUGUUGGGGAGGACAAUUUCAAGACCGGAAUCUCGAAUUUUCUGAAGAAGCAUCAGUAUCGAAACGCUAAAACAGGGGAUCUGUGGGAAGAACUCGAAGUCACUUGUGGACUACAGGGCAACCGGUCCAUCUCGGACAUCAUGAGAACAUGGACAGAGCAGAUGGGCUUCCCUUACGUCACUGUGUCCAGGCGAUCCGAAAAUGAGUCAACGUUCUUUGUUGCGCGACAAAGCAGAUUCUUGAAAAACCAAGACAUGCAGACACCCCAGGCUUCGGUGCCGUACGUGUGGAGUGUGCCCCUCAGCUACAGGACCGGUGAAGGAAGAUCGGGAAUUGUGUGGAUCCAUGAUGAUGAAGAAAUUGAAUUCAGCGUGGACGCCAAACCUUCUACCUGGGUGAAGUUCAACGUGAACCAAACGGGUUUUUUCCUGAUCAAUUACCAGAAGGCAGAGUGGCUGCGGUUCUCCGACUUAUUGCGCACCGACCAUCAAGCACUGACACCGACCGAUCGGUCCAAUCUUUUGUUUGACUCCUUCCUGCUUGCAGAGGCCGGCCACGUGCCCCUGCACCUCUUCUUGUCAAUGAGCCAGUAUCUGAUGCGGGAGACUCAUCUCAUCCCCUGGGAGACAGCCUAUGCAUCCUUCGUGUAUCUCUGCCAGAUGCUGGAGGACACGCAGGUCAAUGAAGUACUCAAGGGCUAUAUUCGUGAUCUUACCGGCGAUCUGUACAAGAAGCUGGGCUGGAGGACAUCGGAGAAUCAUCUAGACAACCUGUUACGUACUACCAUCAUUGGCUUGGCUUGCCACAGUGGAAACCAGGAAUGUCUGAGCUACGCCGCGGAACUCUUCCAAAACUGGACGCAGGGACAAGAAGUCCCUUCCAGCUUGCGGAGCCUUGUCUACAAUUUCGGCAUGAGUGAGAUGGGACGGGAGGAGCACUGGAACUAUAUGUGGAGCAGAUACCUCCAGGAGGAGUCUGCGGCUCAGAAGAAAACCCUCAUGAAUGGCCUGGCGCAUGUCAGGAAGCCCUAUCUCAUCCUCAGGUACUUGGAUUACGCGAUGGAUCCAGAGAAAGUUCGCAGCCAGGACUUCUUUACCAUCCUCUCGUACAUCGCCGGCAAUCCGGUUGGGAGGCCGCUCGUCUGGAACUUCAUCCGAGACAAAUGGCCUGCACUGGUGGACAGAUUCACUUUGAAUAAUAGAUAUCUUGGAAAUGCCGUGAAGAAGAUUUGCAGCUACUUCACGACGGAGAAGCAGCUGGAGGAGAUGCGCUCCUUCUUCGCGAAAUAUCCCGAUGCAGGCGCGGGCAAAAGACGCCGCCAGCAGGCCCUGGAAGCAGUCCAGAACAAUAUUCGCUGGAUUGAAGGCCAUGUUCAAGGGUUGAAGGAGUGGCUGGAGGUAGAAGGCCCUGUCCCUUGGUACAGCCCACGCCUGCCAGCUCACAUAAUACCGGAGCACUACGACCUGCACCUGCACCCCAAUCUCACAGCAGAAUCUUUCACAGGUCGAGUGUCCAUUUGGGUGACCCUUCAAAGACCUGCAGACCGUCUGCUCGUCCAUGCUGGCAAACAGUUGAAUGUCAGCGAAGCACAAGUGUGGUCUGACAGAGAAGGUGACAAAUCCGAAAGAAUCGAGAUCGAAGAAGUAUUUUACAACGAAGAUAAUGAAUACUUGGUGUUGAAGACGCGCGAGAAAUUAUCAUUCGGCCAGUACAGAUUAUACUUCGAAUUUGCAGGAAAUAUGGCGCUAUCUUUGAAGGGUUUGUACAAGAGUUGGUAUCCGGAUCUACAAACUCAACAAAGAAAGUUUCUGGCCGUCACUCAAUUCGCCCCUAACCACGCCCGCCAAAUUUUUCCCUGCUUCGACGAACCCUCUUACAGGGCCACCUUCAACGUCAGUGUGCUGCACGAUGCUGCUAUGUUCGCUCUGUUCAACGCGCCUGCAGAGAAGACUGAAGAAGUUCUCAAGUUGAGCCGAUUCGAGAAGAGCAUGCCCAUGUCUACUCACAUGCUGACUCUGGUCGUCUGCAACUUCCCCUUCAGGGAGACUCUGUCAGAAAAUGGUGUCAGGGUACGGUUCUACACCGCUCCGCAACACCUAGAGAAGGCAGAGUAUGCUCUGAACUCUGCUUCUAAAAUGCUUACAUGGUAUGAAAAGUAUUUCGGUGUACCUUUUCCUCUCAAAAAAUUGGACCUGGUAGCCAUUCCUGAUUUGGCGUCCAGCGGUUCGGGUAACUGGGGCCUCCUCACCUUCCGAGAAGACGGCAUCCUGUGCGACGGAGACUGCCCGCCUGCUACUAAGUACCAUCUGGCCACCCUCGUCGCCCAGCAGCUGGCGCACAUGUGGUUCGGUGGUUUGGUGACGGUGGACUGGUGGGACGAGUUGUGGCUGAGCGAAGGAUUCUCCACUUACAUUUCAAGGAAAGGGGCAGAGCACGUGGAGCCGGAUCUUGACAAGGAAGAUGACAUCGAAUUACUUCGUUUGACGGAUGCGCUGAUUGCUGACCGAACCGUCCACUCUCACCCCAUCGUUCAGAGAGUGGAGAAAGUCAGUGGCUUCCAUGACGAUAUUAAAUGCAAAAAGGGCUCCUCAAUUCUGCGCAUGCUUGAGAAUUACAUCGGAGAGGAUUUCAGAGACGGAAUAUCUGCUUAUUUGACCCGGCACUCAUUUGGAAACGCCAGGAUGCAGGAUGUGUGGAAUGCAUUCACCUUCAACUCCCGGCAGCGCUUGGAUGUGAGCCGUAUGAUGGACACUUGGACAAAACAGAUGAACUAUCCCUACCUGUAUGUGAAUUGCUCUGACGUAGAAAACUGCAUUAUUCAGCAGCACAGGUUUCUAGAAGAUCUAGAAACAGCCCAACUUUCGGCCAAGCCAACGCCUUUCGACUACGUGUGGCACAUCCCUCUAACGUACCGAACUUCGAACAGCAGUGAAGUUACCCACGUACUUCUCAAUUCCACCGAAAAAGUGUCUGUGAGUGUGUCUCCCAAUACCUGGAUAAAAUUCAACGUCAAUUUCAGCGGCUACUAUUCUGUGAACUACGAUCUCCAAAGCUGGAUCAAUAUCAUACAGAUUCUCCAUAGCAACCAUACGGUGUUUAGUCCUGCUGACCGCGUAAAUCUCGUCUAUGACUCCUUUUCCUUAGCCAACGCGGGGCUGGUGAAUUACGACAUUCCUCUGAAAUUGAUUGGCUACCUGAGUCACGAAGAGUUCCACGGGGCUUGGCGAGUGGCGCUGGCGGAGCUCAACCGUCUUAAGACAUAUUUCAAGGCAGACCGAGAAGUCAGGGAACUCAUUAAGGAAUACGUCCGCAGUCUCAGCAAAGACCUUCUGAAGAAAUGUUCUUGGAAUGAUACCGGUGACUACUCGAAGAGGGAGCUGCGGAAAGUGAUCUUGCUGGCGUCCUGCGAGAGUCGCAACCAAGAAUGUCUCGAAACGGCGGCUCAGCUUUUCAAGCAGUGGACCAAAGGGGACAAGCUUUCGGCAGAUACGAAACAGGUGGUAUUCUGGUACGGUCUGAAGGCAUACAGCGCCGAUCAAAUCCGGAAACUCAUGUUGAACAUGAGUGAAGAAAUGGAUCCUCGCGAGCAGCUGGUGCUAUUGGAUGCUCUCGCGUCCUUACGCAACUCCACGCUGCUUGAAAGGUUGGUCCGAUUCUCUGGGGACGCCAGUCCCCUCCGCAAGCACCACCGCCUCCCCCUCCUCCGGCGUAUCGCCCGCAACCCGAAAGGAUUUCCCCUCGUCGUUCAACUCAUCUACACACAAUGGGACCAACUCAACAGAGUGUACGGAAGUGCCGAAACUGAAGAAUUCGCAGCCGACGUAUUUAAAGGAUAUAGCACAAAGAAAGAUUUACAAAAGGUGCGUGAAUUCUACCAGCGGCAAAAGGGUGUCACUCGCCAUGCAGCUCAGUCUCAUGCCCAGGCACUGUACAACAUUGCUCGGAACAUCCACUGGCUGAACAAGCAUAGAGAAUCUGUCCGUGACUGGUUGCUGACCAACGUGUACAUGCCCUGGAGGGAGAUUCGCCUUCCCCGACACAUCUUACCCACCCACUAUGACCUGUUGCUGAGUCCGAAUAUCUCGGCGGAGGUGUUUGAAGGAGAAGAGCAGAUCCGCAUCAACGUCACCAUGAAGACGGACUAUCUCUUGAUACACGAAAGCGGCCUAAAGAUAAACACUUCGCAGCUGACUUGUGAAACCGACCCAAAAGACAUUCCCAUCGUCGAGGAGUUUUCUUACAAGAGGAACGAGUACCACGUUAUUUUGUUGAAAAAGAAGAUUCCGGAGGGAAUGUAUCUUCUGAAAUUGAAAUUCUCUGGAAAAUUUUCGACCAGUGGCACAGGAAUGAACCGGUAUGAAUACCGGCAUCGGGAAACUGGACUAACUAGUCAUCUGCUAGCCACCCGCUUCGAGGCUACAUACGCGCGCAAAGUGUUCCCGUGCUUUGACGAACCCAGCUUCAAGGCCAAGUUCAGACUGAGUGUCAUGCAUCCUGCAAACUUGAAGGCUGUCUCAAACAUGCCAGAGGAGGAGAAAGUGAAUAUCACGGAGGACGUGGUGAAGACCGUGUUCGUGGAGUCGGCGACGAUGUCGACCUACCUGCUUUUCUGCGCCGUCUCGGACUUCGGUUAUCUGCAAGCGGACUACAGAGGAAAACAAGUGAGAGUGUACGCACCGCCCGAUCGACUGAACGAAGCUGCACACGGUCUCAACAUGACACUUCGCCUUCUGGGGACGCUGGAAGAGUUCUUCGAUGUCCCUUACGUCCUGCCCAAACUGGAUUCCGUGUGCAUUCCCGGGUAUUCGGUGCCCGGCAUGGAACACUGGGGCGUCAUCUCAUAUAACGCUGACCGCUUCCUAAUCAACGGCAGUUUCUCUGAACGCCGCAGGAUUCUCUAUUCUGACAGGGUCAUCGCGCACGAAGUCGUCCAUCAGUGGUUCGGAAAUCUCGUGACAAUGGAGUGGUGGGACGAUCUGUGGUUGAACGAGGGCAUGUCCACGCUGAUCAUGUACAUCCCCCUCAAGCAGUAUUAUCCGUCCAUCAGCGAAGUGGAUGUACGGAAGAUGUCUAGAAUGAUGUGCCAUGACUCUAGCUUGGAGUCUCACCCAAUCGUAAGGAAUGUCAGUACUCCGGAUGAGAUCGAUUCGGCCUUCAAUGUCAUUUCUUACAAGAAGGGUGCCGCCGUCAUGAAGAUGCUCCAGCAUAUCAUGAAGGAUGAUUUCAGAAAAGGCCUCUCGAAUUAUUUGAAGAAAUACGCUUACAAGAAUGCGAAAACCAAAGACUUGUGGGACGAACUGAAUAAGGCUACUAGCAUGAACAUUAACGUGUCGGGCCUGAUGGAUACGUGGACGCGCCAAAUGGGCUUUCCAUACGUGGAAUUGACCAGAGAUGGGUCCCAUUUGACUGCCACUCAACAUUGGUUCUCGAGAAACAUCAAUGAGUCCUGGGCCGCGGAAAUCGCUACCACGCAGAAAUACAAAUUCAUUUGGCAAAUUCCAUUGAUUUUUAAAAAUUUAGCUACAGGAAAUGAGCACACACUUUGGUUGAAAGAGAAAACAGCGACUUUUCAGAUCAAUGCCAUGAAAGAGGAUGUGGUGAAAUUCAAUCCAGGAUUCAUCGGAUUUUAUGUUGUUAAGUACGAUUCCGACGACUGGCGAAGGCUGGAGAAUAAACUGCUCGAAAAUCAUGAGGCAUUUUCUGUAACUGACCGCUACAAUCUGCUCCACGACGCUUUUGUGUUGGCUGAGACGGAUCGUCUGCUUUAUUCUACCCCACUGUCUUUGACAAGAUACUUGAGCAGGGAGAGGGACGCCCUUCCCUGGAAUCUUUUCCGCGACCAAUUGUUGUACUUCCAGCACAGCUUGGAUGCACAGUCUCCGGCUCUGGCAAUGCUCAAGAAAUAUGUUGCCAACUUGACUUUCGACCUAUACGAUGAAUAUGUAAUGUCCGCUGGCGACAAUCGUACAUUGGAGAGCAUGUUCAGAAAAUGGGACACCAAAACAGACAGUUGCCCUUACAGUUAUUCCGACAUGGACCUGAAAUCAGUUCUGAUGGACUUGGCGUGCCGAUCGAAUAACAAGAAAUGCCUAGACUCCAUGCGCGAGGACCUACAGCUGUGGCUUCUAGGGCAGAACGUCACUUCAGACCUGCACUUGAUACUGGAGGUAGCUGUUUCACAUUUCGGCAACGACACUCUGUGGGCGUACCUCUUCGACGAGAUGACCGCGAACGAGACAGACAGUGACCGCAAGAUUCUGCUGGCAGAAGCACUGACCAGCUUCACUUCAUCCGCACAGAUCGCCAAGACCAUCGAUGUGAUGGCUUUCGAUCCCAGAAUCGACAUUGAGCUCGCUAAGUUCAUGUUUUUGAGGCUGAGCAACAAGCCGGAUGCAAUGCGGCACCUGUGGAAUUAUGCCAUCAAUCACUGGGACUCUCUAAUGAAUAGGCUGGAUGCUGCAAACGAUCCCUCCAUUGGCAUCUCCGUGUUUUGUGACAAAUUGAAAACCAUCGAAUACCUAGGGGACUUCAUCCGGUUGAUCAAAAAGAACUCCCCCGCCAGCGACUUCGUUACCCAGAGCUGCAUGGAAGAAAUCCAGAAAUCCGUGGAGUGGUCUUCCAAGUACGAGAAUCAACUGACAGAAUGGCUGCGGGAAAAUGUGUGAUUUGCAUUUGCAAUAAAGAGGAA